GCCCGCUCGCCCGCCCGCCCGUGGGAGGCGCCCGGAGAGGCUGCCUUGGCUCCAGGGCCCGCGUCUCCAGAACGGUUCCCGACAUGGUGCUGCCGGGGUUGCUGCUGAGGGCGGUGAUCAUGGGGCCCCCGGGCUCUGGAAAGGGCACCAUCUCCGCCCGCAUCGUCAAGCACUUCGCCCUGAAACACCUCUCGAGCGGGGAUCUCCUGCUUUCAUAUGUUUUUGUUUCCACAGAAAUUGGGAUACUAGCUAAGUCAUAUAUCGAUCAAGGGCGACUGAUCCCUGAUGACAUUAUGACCCAACUGAUGCUAAGUGCGCUGAGAACUCUAGACCAGAACCACUUGUUGCUGGAUGGCUUUCCCAGAACUGUUCCACAGGCAGAGGCUCUGGAUAAAGUGUGCCCAAUAGACACUGUGAUUGACUUAGAUGUGCCUUUUGAAACUAUCAGACAACGGCUAACUGCACGCUGGAUCCAUCCUGCCAGUGGCAGGGUCUACAACCUUGAGUUCAAUCCCCCCAAAGUCCCUGGCCUUGAUGAUGACACAGGAGAGCCUCUGGUUCAACGUGAUGAUGACAAGCCUGAAACUGUUAUGAAGAGGCUGAAAUCGUAUGAAGCGGAAACCAAACCUGUCCUUGAAUAUUACCGCCAUAAAGCGGUGCUUCAUACUUUCUCUGGAACAGAGACCAACAAAAUCUGGCCACACGUUCAUAAUUUCCUUCAAACCAAGCUGCCUGAAAUCAGUCAGAAUGGAGCCACUACGCACAACUGAAGCAAGAGCCGUUACUCUCCUGAGAAGUAAAAGCUAAUGGCAUAUAGCCAAGCUUCCAGAAAUAGAUGUUCUUGUCUGUACUAGAAUAAUGGUGAUCUGGGAAUGGGGAAUUAGAAAAUAAUGUGCCAUACUGAUGAAUAGCCAAGAGAAACCUCUGCAAUGAUCACAUUUCAAUUCUGUGCCAUCACCUAGUUUUCCUGUCCUCUUGUAGUUUAAUGGUGAAGUGCUAUUUUUAUAUUAGAUGUACUGGAUUUUGUAAAAUUAAUUUAAUAUUAAGCUGAUUUUCAAUAAAGUAUAACACAGAUCUA
This is a messenger RNA of Pogona vitticeps (central bearded dragon), 1078 nucleotides long. Lineage: Eukaryota; Metazoa; Chordata; Lepidosauria; Squamata; Agamidae. The record is from RefSeq and is a predicted model, not a curated record.